This is a messenger RNA of Paracoccidioides brasiliensis Pb18, 774 nucleotides long. RefSeq lists its product as uncharacterized. The record is from RefSeq and is a predicted model, not a curated record. Bases 1 to 774 code for a protein of 257 amino acids. The transcript has 2 exons.
AUGGACGGUAGAACCAGCGUGGAGAAUCCGAAUUACGAAACUUUUCGAGAUUCUGUUUCUCAGACCCUGAUUCACAGAUCAGCCCAAAACCCUUCAAAGAUUCCCCCGCGGCGGCAAAAAAAGACGUCUCCGCUACCGGCAGACUCUGGAAAGCCUUCGUUGCUGGAGCUUGAAGCCAAUGAUCCGGAAGAUCUAGCAGAAUUCAUUGACUAUAUUGCUGGAGAGACCUUCAACUCCUUGCCAGAGGAGGUGCAAUCUCUCUCUUAUGCCACCAUUCAAGGGAAUAGUGGCCUUUCGGGAAAAUACGCUGAGCCACUACCCCUCCCAGCACUGGACAGCCUAACCGCAGCAGUACCGUUAUCAGUCUCUGAAUCACUGGCAGUAUACGGCCUCAUACCAGACGCCUCCGAAUUCCCGUCAUUCCUGAAUCCAAUACUCACUGGAUAUAUCGCUGCCGCGGUGGCUGGUCCUCCUAAAUGGUCUGCUACGCGGGCCAGCGCCUGUGAAAUAUGUGACCGAGAAUGGGUCCCCUUAACUUAUCACCACUUGAUACCUCGAGAAGUGCAUGACAAGGCGCUCAAAAGAAAGUGGCACGACGAAUGGAUGUUGAAUAGCGUUGCAUGGCUAUGUAGAGCGUGUCAUUCCUUCGUUCAUCGCAUGGCUUCUAACGAGGAAUUGGCGAAGGACUGGUAUACGGUAGAGAGGAUUUUGCAACGGGAGGAUGUGCAGCACUGGGCCCAAUGGGUCGCUAGGAUCCGAUGGAAAGCAAAAUGA